Molecule: messenger RNA, 2467 nt
Organism: Trachymyrmex cornetzi
Lineage: Eukaryota; Metazoa; Arthropoda; Insecta; Hymenoptera; Formicidae
Gene: Ythdf
Product: YTH domain-containing family protein
Exons: 4
Coding region: 188-2032 (614 amino acids)
Biological process (GO): mRNA destabilization
Cellular component (GO): cytoplasm
Molecular function (GO): N6-methyladenosine-containing RNA reader activity; mRNA binding
Source: RefSeq, a predicted model, not a curated record
UUAUUUUUUCGCAUUUAAAACGAGACAAGGUUAUAAGUCAAGUUUUAAAAAGAAUAGCUGGAGGUACGUAAUGAAGGGUGACGAUUCUCACCACGUACGACAGAUUUUCCGAAGUCUGCUUGGGAAGACCUGGUGACAUUCAUUGAAGAGCGCGGGUUGGCGCGCCUGCGAGUGAACACGGGAGCGGAUGAAAGGACAAACCGGCAACCAAGUGAGCAAUGGUCCUAAGGAACACCAGCAGCAACAGCAAACGGAGCAUGCCGCUGGCGAGGACACUGGUUUCGACUCGUGGCGGGGCGGCAACAAUGCUCAGCAUCAUUCGAGUUAUCCGAUCGGCACCGGCGAUCCGUACAGCCCGUACUACGCCGGUACCUCGUUCCCUUAUCAGACCUUCGGCGCCGGCGAUGGCACCUGGUCGAACGGUACCGAUCCAGUCGCCUUUCUGUCCGGUUAUGGUGGUCAAAUAAGCCACGAUGCAUACGGCAUGGAUGGCAUGUUCUCGGCGUCGGCAGCCGGCGGUGGUUUCAGCGCGUUCGGCCAACCGCCGUUCAACUACUUCCAUGGCAACGGUGACUUCAAUACAUGGGGUACACCAAGGAGGACCAAGUACGAGGAUUACUAUCAACCGCAGCGCGGCAACGAGAGCUAUGUUAAUCCGGCAGCGAGCGGUACCGGCGAGAUCAAGACCAUCGAGCAGGGCGUGCAGGGUCUGUCGAUCGGCGGCAGUGGUGGCGGUGAGAUCUUGCCACGGCAAGAUCAGCAACAUCCGCAGCAGGCUACGGCGCAGCAGAUUAAGCCCGAGCCGAAGGAACCGAGAAAGAUAACGUGGGCGAGUGUGGCGAGUCAGCCGGCGAAACCGGUACCGCCACUCUCGUCCUCGCAAGGAAUGAAGAAAAAGGCGGGCAUGCCGCCACCGCCUAUCGUGCCGGGUAAGCACAAUAUGGACAUCGGGACGUGGGGUGAGGGCAAGUCUUCCGCACCGCCGCCGCCUACGGCGCUCCCGCCACCGCAGGUGCAGCCGCCGAUUCCGCCGCCGCCGCCGCCCGUCCAGAGGCAGCAACGACCGCAACAGCCCCCACAACCGUGUUGGAACAGACAGCCAUCCGCAACGGCAACCCCAUCGAUUCCGCAACCACAGUCACAGACGCAAAUCCAUAUGCCGCCGCAAUCGCAGCAGCAUCAGCAGUCGCAUCAACACCAUCAUCAGCAGCAACAACAUCAGCAAGUGCAGCAACAGCAGCAUCAACAGCAGCAGCAGCAGCAGCAACAACAACAACAACAACAACAACUUGCCCAGGGCAACCAGUCGCAUCCAGUUCUCGAUGAACUAAAAGUAAAGAACGAUUACAAUCCCGUGGACUUUGAUCAAGCCGCGCCUGGCGCGAGGUUUUUCGUGAUCAAAUCUUACUCGGAAGACGACAUCCAUCGGUCCAUCAAAUAUGAAAUUUGGUGCAGCACGGAGCAUGGUAACAAACGGCUGGACCAGGCUUACCGGGAAGCGAGUCGUGAAGGUGCGCCCCUUUAUUUGUUCUUCUCUGUAAAUGGAUCCGGUCAUUUCUGCGGCAUGGCGCAGAUGGUCUCCCCUGUUGACUAUCAGAGCAACAGUAGUGUCUGGUCUCAGGACAAGUGGAAGGGUCAGUUUCGCGUUCGUUGGAUAUACGUGAAGGAUGUUCCUAAUGUGCAACUGCGACACAUUAAGCUUGAGAACAAUGAGAAUAAACCGGUGACCAACUCGCGAGACGCACAAGAGGUCCCGCAUGCGAAAGGUGUCACAGUAUUGCGUAUCUUGCAUACUUAUCGUCAUUCUACGAGCAUCUUCGACGACUUCGGGCAUUACGAGCGCCGGCAAGCCGAGGAGGAUCAGCGUAAAGCCCCAAAUCCUAUACAACAUCAUCAUUCUUCCUCUAAUCAUAGAAAUAGAGGACAUGUCUCAGAUAUGUCCAGAGACCACCAUCAGCAUGGUCAUCAGCCUCAUCUGCAUCAGCGCAAGGAGCGUGGUGGUCGUAGUGGUAGAGGAGGUUCGCGCCAGUAGCGCUUAAUAUUGGAGAGACGUAAUGCUGUUAACGAGAGUAAUCGAUGUAAAGGAAGCACGCUACGACUAAUAAUCACGUCCUACAACUUAUCUUUGCUUUCCCGGAUCCACGAUGGGCUUCUUCUGAUUUCCUGUGAUCGAACAUUUGUUGACUUCGGCCGUGUUGUUCUUUCGUUAAAAUGAUUAAUCCGAUAAUCAGAUAACACUAGCAUCGCGUCGGCAUCAUCGUAAAAUAAUAUAUAACCGCAACUUCUAAGGAAAAGGACGAGAAGAGAAAGAGAAAGAGAAACUCCUUAGCGGAAGGAUAAUGCACUAUUUCGAAGGAUAUUUGAUUAACUCCCUGACGAUUAUAAAGUAUAUAUAGUGUGGUGUUGCGUGCUAUUCAUCGAAAGGUGUUUCUUAAACGUACAAAUCAUAAAACAGGACAGAAGACAG